Porites lobata is the source of this 21678-nucleotide messenger RNA. The record is from the annotation of a GenBank genome assembly. NCBI's taxonomy places the organism in Eukaryota, Metazoa, Cnidaria, Anthozoa, Scleractinia, Poritidae.
AUGAAUGUUUGCCCAAAAGAAAGGGUCAAAUUGUAUUGUCCUCCCCUUGAGCCAGCCAUCAAGAGCGGAGAUUACAGAGAACUCAUCUGGAAAGUCGCCGACCCUCGUGACAAAUCUGAUUCUGAGCGAAAACUGGGUUAUUGCGACGAAAAUCUCAGCUGUGCCACAUAUAAUUCCCUGGGAAACCUUGAAAAACGUAUCACGAUCAGAACUGAUCCUGUAAAUGGGACAUUGUACGUGGAGCAGCUGAUCAAGGACGACAUGCUUACUUUUACAUGCUCUGUACAAAGAAAACAGAACAAAGACCCACUUGUUUAUCAAGCGAAUGUUUCCUCUUCCGUUCAUUGUGAGUAGAAUUUGAACGAUUACAGUAUUUGUGUUUAUUUUUGUCAGUAUUCUUUUUAUUAUAUCUCUCAGUUAGUACGCGCGCUGUACUCUCGUUUUUCCGCUAAGAUUUAUGGCCCGAGCGCAAUCAAUGAACUCGGUCCGUAUUUUACAAUACUUGUCUCGAAUUCGGGUACGAAGACGUUUGAACUCCUACAGAUGCUUGCCAAAAGUGUUUCAAAAUACACGCUGAAAAAGAAGGAAAACCAGACAUUUCGAGGGUGCUAUCUCCUCUUCGUUUUCGCCUUUAAACCACUGACGAAGAGGGAGCAACCUCGAAAUGUAUAGCUUUCCUCCUUUUUUCAACGCGUAUUUUCAAAAACUUUGACAUUCACUCGAUUAUUUGCGUUGCACAGCUUCUUCUAAUUAUCGCACAAAGGGCACCCGCCCUCAUCACCUUCUCGGGCGCCCUUAUUCCCCUUUUCCCUUCCCCUUCAAAAGCCUGUCACGCAGGUAACGUACUCCUACAGAUGGAUGCCAAAUAUUUCCUAGUUUGCGUGUUGGGCGCACGGCAUUGUCACAGCCUGUUUGGUAGGCGUUUGAAGAGAAAGGGAGUAUACAAAAGGGCUUGCGCGUCUUCAUUCCCCUAUUUCUUCGCCUUCAAACACCCGCAACGUACAUUAGAAGGGUCAGCGACAACCUAUAGUAGCUUUUUAAGCAGUCUCCCAAUUAUCAUACAAAAAGUACCCUCGCCAUAGUGUACCGUUCAAACAUUUUAAAAACAAAAUUUCAGACAAAAAGGGGAACCAAUGACCUCCCCGCUAAAUGUGCCAAACGUCAAAGUCAAAGGCUGUUCAAAUGAAUGAGUGCGUCUGUACAUUGAUUAAGGUAUAAUUUUCGUUCAUCCCUUUUUAGGCCUGACUUUAUUUGCCAACCAAGACGUUAACCUCAACGAGGCACUUGAAGAAGAAAUGGCAUUGAUUGGUAGCAUUCAAGAUAUCUGGUGGUAUUGGAUCAAACUUGAUGGAGAAAAGAAGAAGAUUGCAUAUUGUAACCCUGAGUUAUGCGUGUUCGACAAUUGCUAUAACAGUACCUGCCAAUCAAGGCUUAGGAUUAAAGGAGCGACACUGGAAUUGACGAACGUUAGGAAAGAGGACCGUGGGUUGCAAUUACAGUGUCAGAUGUUCCCUAAAUUUAAGGGCAGAAUGGCUAGUGAACGUACUGCUCAGUUCUACUCGAUAAAAAUCAGUGCUGUGAUACCAAAAGGUCAGUCUACUAGCUUAUUUCACAGAUCGUGGGUAAAUGUUUACUUCUUAAUGUGCGAGCUCAGACAGCCUAACUUGCAGGAAUUAUUCUAUUCUUUUCACCCUUAGUAAUGUGUUUUGUUAUGAGUAUGCCUCCAAAGAAAACAAAUCUAGUUGCUAAACUAUGCUUGGGGUAAAUUUAACACCGCAGAAUUUUUUCCGACGUAAGCUUAACCCAAGAUCCUUUCCGGUAAAGACAAAAUACUCUCGAUAGUAUAUUGCAUGAAAAAGUGGACUCAAUUUUCGAAUUUUAGAAUUGGACUAAGGAAACGAACAUAUUGUUCGUAAUACGAAAACAUGUUUUAGUUAGUUUUGUUACUAGCUUAUCGGUCAUUCCAAUCAAUUUCUAUAUGAACAUAAUCGGUCCAGUUAAUUAACUAAGAUAUAACUGAGUCAUUGUUUUUAAGUAUCUUACGCCGCCGGCAUUCAAGUCUGAACAACUUUUUGUUCUUUUUUCUUUCGUUGACCCAGACUCCCUUAGCAGCACAAGUAUUGCAAAGAAUGCAAAGAUGCCUUUUAAGUAUUCUGAGAUGCCACACAAAAGAUCUAGCAAAAACUUACCUGGAGCCUAUGGUACACGAUCUUCGGCAAGUGGAAGGACAUUAUUAGCGUUUACUUCAGGUCUGAUGGGUUGGACUUUAGCAGUUUUUGAGAAUUCUUAACAAUUUUCCUCCUUGUGGAUUCCUGGUAGCCAUGCUGUCGAUUUCUUACUGAUUAUUCGAUCGCAUGAUACCUUGGAAACAACUAAAGAAUUAUUUUUUGUAGGGAUAAUGUGACUGAUUUUAAAAGUCCACAAAGAAACUUCCGAGUUAUUCAUCCAAACAGCCCAGUUCGUCUUUAGAGGUAAAUCUCGUUCGUGCCGCCCUAGAGCGCUUGACUUGAAAACACACAAUGCCCCGAGACUUGUCAUGUUCUUUGUAUACAGAUAUUUCGAGAAAGGUUGUCGGAAAAACUGCGCGCGACAAUCCCGAAAGGUAAUAGGGUAUGAUCAAUACACCGUUCCUAACACUGUAGCUAUCGAACCUACUUUUGUUGCUUUCUUUAAGCACUCGCAAGCAUACGGCCAUGGCCUCUCGUGCCAUUGUUUCAAAUUUCUUUCUUUUUCUGAAGAAUAGUGAACUCAAAACAACCCACAAUACCUUUCAGGAUUGUCGCGUGCACUUUUUCCGACAACUUUUCUCGAAAUAGCUGUAAAUUACAAUUGAGAUGAACUCUUGGAUUUGGAUAUCUAUUUAUCAUUUCAAACGUCGACAAGAACUGGAGCCGUCCAGUUACUGCAAUCAUGGACAAAAGUCUUGAGACACAUUUGCAUUUGUGAGUCUUUUUGUCAAUUCACACUUGCCCAACCCCUCCCCUCUUCCCCCCAACCCCAUAAACAACGCUGGACGUCUGCAUCCAGAAUUUUUUCCCAAGUUUCAACAUUGUAUAAGUGGAGGGAGGGAGGGAGGGAGAGCUGCACGAAGAAUUCGAAAAGGAUGCACUAUUUUAUUAGGGUAUCCAUAGAUUAAGGAAAAUUAUGAAUACUGCAGUGGACGUUUGUCCAGAAGUUUACAGGCUUUUGAGUCCAAAGGGGGCCGCAAAACAAUUUUCCUUCAAUUAUCAUGGAAAGCAGAAACCUCCAAAAAUACACAGGCCAAAAAUGCAUUUAUUCAGAAAAGAAAAUGUUUAUUAAGAGAGGUGUCCUCUCAUAAUCAUAAUGGACCAUAAUGGCUGAAAAGUUUUCAAAAUAAUGUAUGCGUAUGCGUAUUAUCAAGAGAUAAUUAGUGUAUCAGUUUUAAAGCAGUAAUAUAAAAAUACACAAUGUUAUAUGUUAGCCGUUGCAAAAAAAGAUUUUGUCUUAAGCGUCAUAAACUUAAUAUUACCUUCUAGUCUCCUUAAGCAAUAACGAAAAAGUUUAUAAAUAUUUCGAGCCUACUUUAAAAAUACUGUAGCUAUUCCAGCAAAAAUAGUUAUACCGAAAAUGUAAGGAUGUAAAAAAGUGUAGUCCCACAAUAAAGACUGGAAUAUAUUUUUGCAUCGAUGGCGAAUUCACUACUUUCACUUAGACCAUAAUACAGCUUGUUUACCCCCCAAAAUUUUGCAUAACCAUUGUUUCAAAUUUCUCCUGGGUAUUACAGUCGUCCCACGAGAAAUCCAAGACAAUGGUUAUGCAAAGUUUUGGGGUUAAACAAGGUGCAUUAUGGUCUAUGUGAAAAUGGUGAAUAGUUUCUUCUUUGUUUAUCACGGUUUUAUUUGACGAGAAAACUAAAGCCAUGACGAGAGGAGCGUAAGGGGAGUACGAAUACUGCAAAACCGCACCGAAUUCCGUGUAAAGACCGCAUAGAACAGCAUAAGAAAACCGCAAGCCGCAUUGAAAUUACCCUCGAAAAUUUCUAAAUAUCGCCAACCGCUUGGUUUUGUAAAACAGCAAUACCCCAACUUAAAAUUAAAAAAUGCCGCAAAACCGCAUCACCGCAAACCCUUACGCCCCCCCUCCAUGACUAUUGUCGUAAACGAUUCGGGUCAGUAAAAUUUUCGUUUUGAAUUUCGCUGGGGACAGCAUUUCCCCAUCAGUUUAAAUAAUUGGCCCAGUUUGACGACUCAUAUGCAAAAAAAGACGUAACUUAAAACAAUUGCUUUUUAGUAAAAUGAACGCCCUUUUAGCAUCAUACAAUAGAUUAAGUUACUUAGCCCUCUCCAAGAAAAUGCUAUGGUUAUGAAAGGGAAUGGCCCUGGAAAUUAAGCGGAUGUUUUAUUGCCUAUCGUUUUAAUGUUAGUGAUGUUGAUUUGUCAGACAACAGUUGACUGAUCAAAGGGUGUAUGGUGUUUUUAUACAUCACCCGUCAUGGGUUACACCAUUGGUUCUAACAGCUCAUCUCUCCUGAACAGAUGGAUCCAGGAGGGGGUGGGGGAAUUCCCCAUGGGUUCCCAUGCACCUCUUUAUUACCCCAGAUACCGUAUUUAUUCGAAUAAGCGCCCAACCUCGAAUUAGCGCCCACCUCGAAUAAGCACCCAUCCUAAAGGCAGAAAAAGUUAAUAAGCGCCCAGCCUCGAAUAAGCGCCCACCCCACCCCACUCCCUCCCACAAAAACUCCAAUAAGAGAUAAUAAGAGACCCUCCCGAAGACGGAGUUUUCUUCAGGGUAUUGUACAGAAACCUUGCUUUGUUACAUCUUCGCUUUUUGUUAUUAGCAUUUACUGUUUUGUUGCAAAAUAUACUACUACACUUGCUGAGAAUGGUGAAAAUUUAAUAAGCGCCCAGCCUCGAAUAAGCGCCCACCUCGAAUAAGCGCCCACUCUCAAGGUCCAAAAAUUUAAUAAGCGCCCAGGGCGGUUAAUCGAAUAAAUACGGUACUUGUUGACCUCAGAUAGAAACAUUGGGCUUUAGCUGACCCCGUCCUCUCUAAUUAAAAGGCUUGAAUUGCACUACACUGGACAGUUUAAGUUAGCGUUUAAAGAGCUCUAGUAGGUCUAGGACCCACUUCCAAGGCUCGGAGAAGUCUGGAAACAUUGUAUUCAUCUACUUCUGCUGGGUUCCUACGUGACAUUUCUGGUAUUUGUGUGGCCCUAUGGAGGCCACGUCCACACGAAUCCGGAUACAAUGAAACCGCAUACUUGAUAUUUGCGUCAGCACGAAUGCGGUGUGGUGUAUCUUGUUUGGAUUCAUUCAUCUCUAAGAAUACGCUACUGCGAUUUACAUUUACUAAUUACUAGCCAGUAGGCAUGUGCAAACCGAGCCCACGAUAUGAUUUCGCGGCAAUUUCGAAUGUUGUUGUAGCUAUAUCUAGCACAAUGGUCAGAGCUGCCUGUACGUUGUCCUACCAGGCAUUUCUUUGCGCUAGUAAAUAUAGACGAAGCCAAAAUCGUCUUUGAGGAGGUUCAGAACGAAGACGGUUUACACACCUUCACCCCGAACUAAAAGAUUCUAACAUCUGGAUAAGAUUAAGUCUUCUUUAAUUUGAAAUGGGUAAUUGUUGUCGUCCGCCAUUUUGAACUUGAAAGUUUUCAUUUAAGACUGGACCAGAGUUCAUGACGUACUUGGCUUCAAAAAUAUCUGGUUUCAGAAAAACCCGUCGGACCCCAAAAAAUCCAUUCUGGAGAGUGGUUUCAAAAAUAUGCGGUUUCGGUCAGCAGAUUCACUGGUUUCGUAUGGUGGGAAGGCCGAUUCAUUUAAAAAAAGUAUGCAGUUUUAAAAGUAUCCGGAUUCGUGUAGAUGGGGCCUGAGAUGUUUGACAUCACUAACCCAUCAGUGUCAAAUGACGUCAUUGGAAUGUCCCCAAAACUCGGAUACCGGGAGGACCACGAGUUUCGAUCCGAAGGGUGUCUGUACGGUCUUAGUAAGUGAAACAUUUGCAUAUCGCAGUAUCCCUAUCAAGUUAAGAGCGACUGUCUGUGGAAAAUCUGCUUUUCCAAGCUGAUUUCAGUGCAUGAAACCUGUCUGUCCUUCUGAGUUAUUUUUUCUGACCAGAGUUCGAAGAUGAUCUUAGAUGACGAUUCUUGGCCAUACCUUUCUUUGAUUUGCUGAUACACCUACAUCUGGUUUUACAAUUUGACCACAUUCUUUCGGCUCAAACGCAAACUUUAAUCUUCAGUUCUCUUCUCUUCCAGAAAAAUUCGUCAAUGACCCUUUCAGACCAGACCAGAGUAUCAUUCAUCGACUCAAAAUAUUCAAUUUUAUUCAAAGAGAGUUCUAGAACAUGUCUGGAACGUUCAGUUCUCGAAGUAUCCCUGACUUAUAAACUUGUCCACGUGAUCCGCGCCAUCGUGAAGAGACUGCUCACAGUCUACAAUGAGUACCACAUCAGUUUUUUGUAUAUGCAAAGGAAGAAAUAUGAUUCAGUGCUUAGAAGCUACUAAUAUGGACCUUACGAUUCGAUAACGGCGACGUCCAUGGAAACGUUGCUGAAAAUAGACUUUGCAGCCUUUCCAACUUUUUCGCGAUUAUCUUAAGUCGCCCUGUUUCGAAAAAGAAGGUAACUUAUGUUAGAGCUGAAGAGAGGGGGCCGCGCCCGAGUUCAGACAGAGCUGGCGGAAUUUAUCGCUUGCCGUUACCGUUCUAAAGUAAACUGAAAAUUUGGUCAUUUUACGUCAUAGUUGUGCAUGGAUGGCAGAGAAAUGUGAAAAGGAGUGAUGCACGGGCAGAGUUGUUGCUUUGCUCGUUAAACCUAUUGCCUUUUUGACGUUGACGAUGCCGUUGCCGUCGUAGUUUCGUAAGGUCCCUAUUAAAUAUAGUCUGUUUAGCAGCCGCAUGAUCUGGGCAAGAAAUUUAAACAUAUGCCAAAACACAAUCUUUUAUUGAACGAAUUCAACCAAUGAGAACCAAACGGAAAUUUCCCCGACUCUGUUUGAGUUCAUGCACGGGUGCUCUGCGUGAUGUAACCUUGUACUGCCCAGUUGCGCGGAACUUUGAUGAAGUUUGUCAAAAGAUUCCAAUGAUGUACUCUCCUCGCAGAAGCUUUCAAGCAGCUUUGACAACAUAUAAUGUUUACUUGUUAUGGAUGUCCAUUGUUACUGGUGAGUGUUUCUUUUGAAUGGUCCAGUUUAUGUUACGUCUUCCUGCAAGCUAGCUAGAGAAAUUUGACUCCGAAAACGAUUUCAACUCUAACUUGAAGGUUAGCCUGAAUAACUUCGCAAAAUAUCAGACUUCAAUGGGGGAAUUGCUACCGAUACCACUGACAGAUACGACGCUGAUACUGAAUAGCAAAUCUACUAUCUAAAGUAGACAGCAAGUUUCUUAAUUUAUGUGGAAUAACUCAACCGAACUUGGUUAUUGCGCAUAAAUUAAUCCUCUUUGCCUACCUGAAGGGCGAGCUGAAAGCCUUAUACCCGCUUUUGUUUGGGCGGAUUCAUUUGCAACAUACGCGAUUGAGUAUCAGGCGCUUGAAAGGAAUUAUGUCUCAAGAAAGUGCGAGGGAAACGUUUUUCUUGAGCCCAUAUUCCUUUCAAGCGUUUGCAUGCUACACAGACUAUUAGCUGUCGGGCAAAUGGGGCGGUAAACAACUUAGGUUGCAAAUGAAUCCAUCCUUUGUAUCUAAAAACUUAAUAACCUGAAAUCAUGCGAUAGCUAGCCUCGUCUUAAUUAUCCUCGCACUAACGAUGAUGUCUGAGAAGAUUAUUAACAAGUAACUACUAGGUAAAGAACUUUAAAAAAAACAUUCUAUUUAAAUAAUUACUUCCUCAACAUGCUUCGUUCUUUCUUUUGUUUUGAGUUUAGGUUUCAGAAGCGCAUAAAUUAAGACGCUUGCUGCCUACUUUAAGUAGAUUAUAUUGCUGCCCCAAAUUUUUUCUAGUAAUUCUCUUUGAACAGAAAGUAAUGCUGCUUUUGAAGAGCUUGUUCUUCUCUUAUUUAGGGAUCGUCUUGUCCUUUCUGGUUUUGCGAACGUUUAAAUGAGCAACGAUGAUAGGGAUUUCAUUUUGGGGGAAGCAAAAGCAGAAUGAGAAAAGGCGGGUCGUUCUAGGAAACUCAUUCAUCUCGGCGACGGCCUGAGAUGCGAUACUGCAUAGUUUACCGCACCGAGCAUCGACUACCACCGGUAAUUUUACGAGGCCUAUGCCAUGAUGCGCCAACUAGUAGUCAGCCUUCCUUUACAAGAGUAAAACCUUGGUUAAUGUUAGUACCCGAGGAGCCUUCAAACGAAAUACUACCAGUAAGUAAGUUAGGACUUUAAAUAUAAGACUUUAAUUAUUAUUGAAUCUUCAUUUGCAUCCGAAAACAAGGUUCAUUUCCAGCGGAUAUACAGGAAGAUACCGCCACGGCCGCCACACUCCUAAAGCGCACACAGCAAGUCUGUAACCACAACAAACUCAAAACACAUCAUUCUAAAGCACAAAAUCCAUUCUGCUGUUCAUGUUUCUAUAUCAUACCGUUAAACAAUAUCUUCUUUAUCUAUCAGUUUCAGAAAAAUGUAAACUUAACCCUUACUCUCAGUUUGUUUAUUAGUUUUUAAUAUUGGUCACGAGAUUGGAGUGUCUUAACACAAUUGAGUGAUUUUUAAAAAUGCGGUCCCCGAACGCUUAGUCCCCGAACCAGAAAAAAACGAUUUUAUUCUUCAGAUUCUGGCAUUGCUCGUUUUAGUAUGUCUUCAAACGUUUUGCGAGAACUGGAAUAAUCACCACAACUCGAGGGGAGAUUUGGGACGAUCAUCUAAAAAUAGAAAAAAGAUGAUAAACCAGCAUAAUUAAAGGCUGAUUUUGAAGAAAGAAACGCACUUAACAUCUUUUGCUCACUUCCUUCAUUCACUACAACUGAACCAAUAAACAGAUUCUUAUAUCGAAAGGGAAACUACAUGGCCGCUUGAUCGGCGCCCUCGUUUCGCUUGUAAUAGUCCACAGUUGUUGUACUUUCACUCCAUAGCUGUGUAAUUCAUGUAGCCUGUUUUUGUCUCCUUUUGUAUUCAGUAAGAUCAUAGUGGAGCUCUCGCGCGCGCGAAGCGGAGCACCAUGGGUAAGAAAAUUUGGUAACCUAUGCAUCCUAGAAAUUUGGUAGUCACGUGACCGUAAGUCCACCCGACCGCCCGUCCGUCCGCACGACAGGCACACCAAUAUAAAAUAACUCGAUCAACAGGUAUGGCAACCCAAAUGCAACUCAAGGUUUAUCUGGAAGGACAUCGAAUGUCCGCCCGGACUUUUAGAGAGAGAAAAAAACAACAAAGUCGUGUCUUUUUCGACGUUAUUUUUUGAUGUUUACACUCACGUGGAUAACAGUGAAAGAGCUAGAGCGAGUGACUGAAAACAGAGGAGACAAAUUUCGUUGGAAGAAAAACAUGAACAUUUCAUAGCGGUGGUUGAAACAUGAGAAAUGCUAGCGGCCAGCAAAGAGCGGACAGCAAGGUGAAAAUGAGUGGCAGUGAAAAAAUAAAAGGGAACAUGAACACACGAAACAAAAUCUUUGGUAAUCACAUACGACAAUUCCUCCAUAAAAAUAAUGUGUAACUACGAAGUUUGACGUUUUAGUGGUACAAGACGUCAUUAUAGUCGUGCAAAACAACGGCAAAGAUAGACAAAAAAGUGUGUUGCACGUGUAAAUUUGUUUUUUUGCUAAUUAGAUCUCGUGAUCUAGAUGCCAAUUCUAUUGCCGUCCCCGUUUAGCAUUACACAACUUAAUUUUUUUUGUUUAUAAGUAUUAUUAACCGGAGCUUCGCUUUUAGCCCUGGCUAAAUCUAUAUAUUAGUACUAUAAUAGCUUGUAAUGGGUGAAGAAUCCUAAAGUCGGGAUCUUAAUGUUCUUUUAACCUCUCGAGAGGGGUGGCAGUCGGGGAGCAGCAGAGGUAUGGGAAAGGGCAGCAGUUCAGAAUUUACAGCUGAAUUCUAAAGGAGCUGCACAUACCUAGCUGGGAUGGAUGUAUACAGUAAUUUUCAAGGAGUUAUAAUAACUCCUCUAGUGGGGCUAAUUUAACUCCUUACAGUGGAGUUAUUUCUUGGGGAGAUUUUUUAACUCCAAAAAGGAGUUUAAAGAACUCUUUUUCAGGCUGAAGUAAAAGUGACCCCAGAUAUUGAGGAGUUAAAAUAACCCCAAAAAAGGAGUUAUCCUGUGCCUAAAAUUUUUACUCCACUUUCAGAGUUAAAUUAACUCCAAAAAGAGUAAAAACAACCCAUGUAAGGAGUAAAAAUAAACCCAUUUUGGAGUUAUUUUAACUCCAGACUGGGAAUAAAAAAUAUUCUUUUUCAGGAGACCUAAAUUCGGAGGUAAAUUAGAGUUAAAGUAACCCCCAAAAAGGAGUUAUCCUGUACCUAAAAUUUUUACUCCAUUUUUGGAGUUAUAAUAACUCCCUAAACAUUACAGUGUACUACAUAGAUUAGGCGUAUAAUUGCCCUAAUUAGAAAUAUAAAUAUUAAAAGGGAUUUUUGUUUUUAUGGUCCAGAUCAGAUGGACGCACAGACUUCAUUCCUGUUUGAUCCCAUGCAUAUAAAAUAUUCUCCCAGUAAAUAUCUCUGUAUCUCUGGGUGGUUCAAAAAUUAAAGUAGUGCGCUUGUUACGGGUAAUACAUUGUUACGUACUUGUGAAGUAGUCAUGACUUUUCCUAUUUACAGCGAAGCUUUCCAUUUAAAUAAAAGUUCCACCUCCUCCUCACACAUCAUUAUAUGUUACCUGUGAUCGUUCAACAUAUUUUUGAUAUUUUUAAAACGAGAACUUGGCUUUUUCUUAAAAAGCAACACCAAAAAACUGAAAAAAUUACAGAAAGGAUUACAUACCGUUAUUUCAAGUUACGGUGUCGGCAAGCCUACGCAACGAGACAUUAUAGCACUACCCAUGAUAACUUUCCCAUACUAAGCCGUGAAGCAACUCCUUUGUCAUAAAAUUACGAAGUUUAAAGCUUGAGACGUUUUUUACCAUUCUGUAGUACUGACAAGGGCAAAUAGUAAACCCAGGAUUUACAGCUACCCUCAUGACCUUGCGGUCUUGCCACGUUGGCUUGGGGCCUUAAAAUCCGACAACAUUAAAUUGAAAUAACUUGAUUUAUUUCCUUUGUUUUGUCAUCAACAAUUUAACUUUCAGCGCCGGCGUUUUGGGACGUGAUUUCCUAAUGCAUUAUAGAUCCUUAUUUCAAAUAUGCAGACUAAUAAUAAUCCCCCUAUACCACUUAAAAUUUCAACUUCGCCUCCUCUUUCCUCUCUGUCCCGCCUUAUCUGAUUCCCUAGCCCUUACAGUUCAUGCUUAUGCUACAUGCGUAUUACUACCUCAGUCAAGAUUCAAUCCUCCCUGUUCUUACUAAGGCUAAGCGCCCCACUGGCAGGCCACAAUUACACUAUAAAGAUGGCGAACCUGAAAACCUUACUGUAAGAUCGAUCUUACAGUAAACUUUCACCACGAACAUUUUAUCUACCCGACUAACUGCCCCUGGGUCUCCGUGGAUGUGUGCGGAAGGGACUGUCACGGUAUUUCCAGCCUCACAAGAUUUUUCCGAGAACCACCAAUUAGAGCGCGACACCAUAGUCGUAUUCGAGAAUGAAGGAUGCCGAUAAUAGUAAUACUACGAGAGAAUUGACACUAGGUAAUACGGGAUUAACUACUUUUGCUCGUGCUACUGGUUCCCUGUUAAUUUAACAAAUUUUUCCUUGUCCUCCAACUUCUUUUUCUUUAGGUGUUCGUGCUGGAAACAUAAAAUAUGUUUGUCCGAAAGAAAUGGUCCAAUUGGAUUGUGAUCCUCAACUUGAGCAAGCCAUCCAGAGUGGAGAUUUCAAGGAACUUUCCUGGACGGUCAACGAUCUUCGUAACAAAUCUGAGUUUGGGCAAACAGUAGCUUAUUGCAACGAAUAUCUCUUCUGUAACACGGAUGAUCAUUUUGGAAAAUUUGAAAAGCGUAUCAAAAUGAAAAAGUAUCCUGACAAUGGGGUAUUGAACGUGGAGCAGUUGAACAAGGAUGACUUCCUGACUUUCACAUGUCUUGUGAAAAGAAAAGACCGAGUUGUUUAUCACCAAGUUCAUCUUAAUUCUUCCGUAACUUGUGAGUAGCAUUUAAAAUAUCUUAUUUCUAUCUAUUUCUGUCAGUUUUGUCUUAAUCCUUACUACGACGUUCACUGCUGAGUGGAUUAUUGUAGUAUACUAGUAAUGCAGUCCUGUACAUUGUGGGUGUGUUCGACCAACUCGCUUGCCAAGCAGAAGGUACCAAGAGUCUGAAAUGUAUUUCUUGGAGAUGACCGAGUAAUUUCAGGCAUACAGCUUUGAUGAAAAAUCAUUGACAAGACAUCGAAGAUUGAUUGAAAAAUAGCUGAAUAAAUGGUGUUAUUUCUAUUUGAAGCAACUUUAUGAGAUGACCAUUGAAAAAUACGGCAGCCAUCUAAUUAAUUAAUUCCUGACAUCUAAGGCUUAGCUCAACAUUGAACGUAAACAAAAUCGUCGAUUUUCAAACAGCAUUAUUAGAGGCAAUGAUUUGAUUCAUUUUAUAUUUUAUGACGAUAAUUUAAGGACUUUUGACGAACGUAACUUCUAGAACUUUUUAACCGUGCUUUUAAUAAUCGUUUACGCACGUUAAAGUGACUGAUAACAGUCGCUGAACUAGGUUUUAUGGACGAAACCUUAUCCAAUUCAUGAUAUUGUAAACAAACACUUAACACUUAAGGGUUACAACUUGAUGUUACGGAGCACGAAUUUAUACUAAUUAGUAUGCUUUAUUACCAUGUGCUGUAUUAGGUUCAAUCAGGGAGUUUAUGUUAGGCAUCAUGCUUUCAUAGAUAUUUGCACAUACUAAUUAGCAUGGCAUUCGUGUUCCGUAACACCAAGUAAGGACCCACUAAAGGGACUAUGAGACUAGCGUGUUAAAAAAAUAUUUUUUAAUCUGGGUUUAAAAAGAGAGAUAGUAGCAACACUUUGUAUAUUGUUAUUUAGUGAGUUGAAAAAUUUAGGACCCUGAAAUCUUAUACAUCUUCCAGCUUAACAUGAAGUGGUUUCAACUCUUCCACAUCUUUUUUAGUGUACUGCAGGUCCUGAACAUCCUUCACCACACUGUCCACUCUCAAAGUCAAUGUUUGAAUCAUUGACUGAAAUAACGAUUUGAAUCGUAUGGAUUCCUGCACCCUUUAACAAUUCUUGAAAGGUGGCUAGAGUUACGUAAUCUCGCUCCUUCGGUGCCAUCCGCAGAUGAAUCCUGUUGUGAAUCCAGACUGGCUGCACCCUUUGAUUGAUGUUUUUGUGUUUCACACUUUUCAUGAAAACGAAGAUUAAUAAAAAAAGCUGCUUCUUACGAAUGAAAUAAAUACACGAAAGAAAGAAAACUAGAAAUUUAGGCGAAUGCUUGCGGAGCUCAACACGCGUCCACACGCCAUGACUACCGCUGAUACCUUUAGGUUCCCACGUUGAUUUACCACAAGGAAAGUGCUUUGUACGGUAUUUACGCACUUGUUGUUUUUGUAUCAGAAGUCUUACUCGUUCGCUGCGCUCACUCGUUCGAUUUCUGAUACGUCAACAACUCGUGCGUAAAUACCGUACAAAGCACUUUCCAUUUAGUAUUCUCUAUUUACCAUGAAUUUUACCAAUGCGAUGAACUAUAUCAAAAUCGUACUGUUGCAAAAGCAACGCCCAUCUUCAUAAGACGACCAGUCGCAUCUUUGACAUUCAUUGCCCAACGAAGCGAACUAUGAUAAGUUACAACAGUAGACGUAUAAUUGUGUAAAUAAGGCUGCAAUUUCGCAAUACCCUCAACUAAUGCGAUAGCUUCUCUUUCUGUGGUGCUUUAAUGUUUCUCAGCUUGAUUCAAACCAGGACCAUUGUAAGCAAUAAAUACUUCCUUUCCAUUUUGAAAUUGUGCUGAAGUAAAAUAAAUCCGAGUGGAGCUUGUAUCAACAAAUACUAAAGAUGGUGCCCCAAAAUUAGGAUAUGGCAAAAUAGGAGCGGAAACUAAGGCGCACUUCAGCAUGUUAAAUGCCUCAGCUCACGCUUCAGUCCGAACAAAGGGAACGUUCUUCUUUGUCAAGGCAUUCAUAGGGCUGGCAAUAUUAGAAAUAAUUAACAAGACGUGAAAAAUCUUUUUUUAUUUCCUUCAAAUUUGUGGGAGUAGGGAACUACUAAACCACUCUUAUUUUGUCUUGGUUGGGACUAACGCCGUCGGGUAUAACUACAUGACCAACACACUCUAUUCUUUAAUUAUCAAAACUGCAUUUCUUUUUUUUUUACUGUUUUUAAGAAUUUUUUUUACUGAAAUAUACCUAUAAAAAACUGAACUUCAUAGGAUUUAGCUUGACUUUGGCGUCACACAACCUUUUGAAAACUUCAUUCCAAUGUAGCAAAUACUCUUCAAGAGAUUCAGAGAAAAUGAUUGUAUCAUCGAUAUAAAUUGAAAACGGUAUUUUAACCUCUCAAUUAUGACCCGUAAGCCUCUGAAAACUAGCUCCUGAAUUGGUCAAUCCAAACGGGAUGGGCAAAAAUUCAUAAAGGCCAUUGUGAGUAGCAAAUUAAAGCAGUCUUUUCUCGUGAUUCCGGAUGCAUUUCAGUAACCGUUUUUGACGCCUAACGUCGAAAAUAUACUUGUACCGGCUAAAGAAUCUAGAACAUCUGCUCCUAAAGGCAUUGGAAAGCUGUCCAUUUAAGUGACCUUUUUAAAUUUGCGAAACUUUGCAAAACCAAUUUUUGACCAAAACAGAGCUCCAAGGAGAAGCAGACUCUUGAAUAAUUCCGUUCUCAAGUAUUUCAUCUACCUGACGAUCAAUUUCUCUCCUAAAUCCCGAGACGUUCUGUACGGGCUUUGUUUAAUGGACACAGCAUCACCAGUAUCUAUGACAUGCUCUACAAGGGAAAACAUCACGAUAUUUAUUGAACAAAUUCUUGAAUUUUUCUUUCAAAUCAUCAUUCAAAGUACUUGCUAAAUCAUGUUCAACCCGCUCAAAAUCUGCCAAUUUAGUCCUAAUUAAGAAAGUUUUUUUAACGGGUUGAGAAGAGGGGAUAAUCGCAUCACUAGAAACUUUUACGUGCUCUGACGCUCCAAAGGCUAAAUAACGGGUUGGGUAAAUCAGAAUUGGCAUGACCAACCCAAAAAUUUCAGUGGUUUCAUUGUUUAUACCUUUAAUUUUCCAAAAACAACCACUGGAGAUUGGGCAGAAAUUGUAAAAGAGUAAUCGGAAAGUACAGACGAAACACAAUUAACAUCAACUUUAGCAUCCAGAUGAUUACCAAAACCAUCAGGAAACGGGAGAGGGUCCUCGGGGUGGGAAAAUUCAGCAAUGUUUUCUAUAAAAGCGAGUUUCGAACGACAUUUUUGACGAAAAUCUCUGCCUAAAACAACGUCAUGAAUUAAAUCUUUGAUAACAUAGGCUUCAAAAAGAAAAACGUCAGACUUAAUAACAAAGAAAUGUAGAAUACACCUGGUCAGUGACAACCGUGCCUCCGAAAAAUGUACCCUUUUAUUCGUCAUUGAUCCAAAAACAGAUUCUAGUCGCCCUCAAUGCACCAGCUUUUCCUCAUGUCAUUGUAUCGUAGUUGACGCUAGUUAAGCAUGUUAAGUCAAUGCAAUGGUUUUUCUUUUCUUUCAGUUCUACCUUUGUUUUUAUAUUGUAAUUUUGCGCCUUUGUAUUUUUUUUCUUCUUUCUUCCUAGUAAUUAGCUCUGAAAACAUGUCCCACCAUAAUCGCAGGCAUCCCAAACUGAAUAAACUUUUGAGAAAAGCAAUAAAUAAACUGCUUGUAAGGUGUGUGUUUAAAAAACUAAUGAAACGGAUUUUUUAAAUUAAGGUGGGUCAACCCAGUAAUUUUGUAGGCUUUCCUUUUACCUUUGAACUUCCUUACCUAAACAGCUUGGUCUUUAUUGUAAAUCCAUUAUAACACAUGGAUUACACGUAAACUGAACUAUAUUAUAUUUGAUUAUUUUGCGAUCGAAAAGAAUAUCACUUGACACAAUGACACGUCACAAUUGUUUGAUUUUCCCUCAAAUUGCUCUACGCUUCGUAUACUUUAGGUGAUUGCUUUUUUUUCUGCGAAGUUUCAUUCAAAAUUCGUAAAUAGAUUUCCUUUAAAGAUUUUGAGAACUGCAAAUUGACCAGUAUACUAUAAAAUCCCUGAAUUUCAUGUCGAUUGAAAACUUUUAAAGGUGUCUAACGUUCGCUCAAAAUUGAGUAAUGAAAGAAGCGAUGUCGGCAUAGUUUUGGAUAAUUUUGUGUUCUGGGAUUUCUCACGGUUUCCAGCUUAACACAACAUGGAAUUCCCAUUCAGCACUUCUCUGAAAAAAGUGUUCUCAGGAUUAUAGAAACAUCAGAAUGCAAUUUGUAUGGCUAAUUAAUUCCUAUGGCUUGUUUGUUUUUGUUUUUAUGCAUGACAAUGUUUUUGCAAUUGGGUUUAUAUCUGGUUGGCGUCCGAAAUGAUGUCAUCUACAAGCAACAUACUUCUCCAUUGUUUUUGCGGCCAUUUUGACUAUCAAUUUCGACCGUAAAAGUAUUUCAAAGAGAGUAUUGAAACAAUCUGUACCAUUAGCUUAAAAGUAAGAGAAAAAAUCGAGAUAAAAGGACAUUAGUCAGUACCGCCACACUUCGCACACGAUUUUCUUCUCAGUUCAGCUUUUUACCUUCAAAACCUUGUUGUUUUCCCCUUAGACCUGCCUUUGAAUUCAUGGUACACCAAGGUAAACCCACAAUCAGUAACCUGGUGCUUUCCCCACCGAUGAAUAAAACGCUGGUUUCGGCUACAUUAGUCGUUGAACCCGAGUUGAAUUUGCAUGUGAAAUUGCCUCCCUUUUUUUGGUUGUUGUUGUUUAAGAAUAAAACAGGACAAUGAAACAAAGAAGAAAAAGGAAAAAAAAGAAGUAAGGGUCUUCAUGACAGGAUAUUCGAGACAGGUCACCGAUCCAGUCUCUGAUCCCUCCCACACGGAUUAAUUUGAUUGACACUCGUUAAAACGUGGCUCAACCUCGUCUCCAGGGCUUUCCGUUUUUUUAAAGCCCUGGAGAUACGGCUGAACUGGGUGGCGGUCGCCGAGUUUCACGAGGUAUCUCUAGUUUAAAGGAAUUAGUAAUGUCAUUGUAAUUGUGUUUUUCAGCUGAAAAUUGCCCAGCAACUACAUCAAAGAGGAAUUAUGUGCUGUUGUUAGUCAUAGCGAUCUUUGGAUUUACCAUCUUGCUCGUAAUAAUGUGGGUGCAAGAAAAAGGUGAGAAAAAAAUUCCACAGAAAUUAAAAUUAGCUCUUACUCGGACAGUUUUUCUUAACCCUCAAUUGAAAAAAUAGUGCAGUGCAGUGGAAAAUUUAAACGAAAAGAAAGAGUUUUCCAAAAGAUCGGCUGGGUUUCAACCUCAAGUUUUCAGGCCUAGCCCGGUCCGGUUCUACAACAAACAUUUCUCACGAACUGUACAGCUGGGCAGAUAUUUUACCCGAUUUCAUAGACAGAGCUUGAAUUAUAACAUAACCUGCAGGGCAGGCGCUAUUUUUCACGAACGCUUGUUUAAAGUUCGCCGUUUUGGAAUCAAAAGAGCAAGACUAGGGGAGGAAGGGAGGGAAGGGGCACAGGAGAGGAGGGGGUUAGAAAAGGGAAAAAAGCCUACCUGUGAAGGUACGGAACACCUUCUAAUUAGUUGCUCUUGUUUUGCUUUCAUUUUCUUGAAAUGUUUAUACAGGUAAUGAAAAUCGAGGUUGUUUUUGCUGGAAGCAAGAAAUUGACGAACGACAUUAACAUGAGUCUGUAAUUGUUUUAAAAGCUGGUGAUGCGCGAGUAAAGGUAUCUCAAAAACACGUCCUAUAAUUAGCUGCGGGAUCUGCAAAUUUUAUCUGGACCCUCAUGUUGAGCAAUUUUACACCUAGUCGCAAAAUCUGUUUAAAGCGUCUUGCAGACGUUUGUCGUCAAGAGGUUUGUUGCAGGAUGCAGAGGUUUAUUCGGAUCGCCUAUGUAACCCCCUGUGGUGGCAAAAUUGUCAGUUCAUUUUUUUGGAGAAUGUCAAAGCCACCAGAAAAGGUGGUACAUUAUCAAAGGUACCUAAUAUUUAUGACUCCAGAGAAAGCGUGUUCGCAUGGGAAAAAAGCGAAGCUAAUUAGCCAUUGAUAUUUCCUUUUUAAAAUGAAUCAGAGCAGGAGCCAUAAUCGGGCUGAGUAAACUCCCCGCGCAGGAGGACCGGAAAAAAAUAUGGCUUUAAUUGGCAGGCAGCAAUCAAUGUGCUCAGUACCAACCGCAUACAAUGGUUUGGCUCGGUUUGCAUGAUGAGUAAAAAACCUCUGUCUCCUAGGGUGUUUCAACCGUGGCACUUUUGAGAAGUUUGACAGAAAUUACGUUAUUUGUAUCCUCAUUUGCUCGUGAUCAGGAUAUGAAAAUUACUGAAUGAAUGAAGCAAGACAGGGCCACCAUUAUAAUUAGCCUGCAAAACAGGUGUAUUUGGUUGGGCAAGUUGUUCUGCCUUCAUUUUGGGUGCCGAAGCCGACAGAGGGUUGUGGCGAGCCAAAAAUGAUUCCAAGGGAGAGGACGAUGUGUUUAAAAUAGAGAGAGACAAAGGGGUUAGGGAAAAGGGGAAAAUACACCUCCACGCAGCCAUGGUUCUGCUGACGAAGCCCAAACAUUGGAUGGACGGGGGUUCUUACUGGUGCGAGCGAAAAAAAAAGAUCACUUGCAGCGACGAUUUUGCGGGAUAUCUUGAUUGUUUAGGGGUUUACCAUUAGAAACGUUAUGGGGGAAGGGUGGGGAAUUUUCUAGCGGCAUAAUUUUCUUUUAACAUUUCCUUUAUUACUUGGGACAAUAUUGGCCACGCAAGUCCGUGGCUUCUUGGCUUGUUUUGGCUAUUUAAUGGCGGGAGACCGGAACGUCUACGAGAUAUCUCGAGGUCAAUUAAAAUUCUUUCGGCUGGGAUAAAUAUUUAAAUUUGUUCGAGGAAUAAAUGAUUAUUUCCUUUAGCUUACCCAGGGUUUGAACCGCUAAGUUGACGGAUUAGCCGAUUGGGCUACUGCGACCUAGUGUGGUGCAGUUUUCAAUGGAAUCAAACCACUAUGAGAUGAAGCCGCGCGAGUUUCCAAAGCUUAUCAUUUUCUUAAAAUAUUUUGUGUGGAUAGCAUGCUAUUUCACUGUUUUUAUGAUUCUUAAAACCUCUUUUCAAAUUAUUUCCAAAACGCUCUAAUAGAAUUUGUUCAAACUUUGCCGUAAUUGAGGCGGCAGGUACAUACCCCCUUAAACGAUUUCUUAAAAAAACUCCUGGUACAGAGAAAUUAAACACAAAGAUAAAAAAAAACGUAAUGGCGCCAUUACGUUUCCAUGGAGACUCCGAUUGCAAUAAAAUCCAGAUCAUAAGAAAUUAUAAUCUUUAUAUAAUACAGUUGGGGUAAUCUUUUUCCCAUAUCUUUACUCAUGCCGACGUAGUUAGUACUCAAACGUGUGAAGUAUCCUGAACGAUCUGAACGAUCGAGAACAAGACUACAUUAAACUACAAAGGGAUCUAUGUGAGACUAAAGAAAAAUUAACUAAAUGCGAAUCCUUGUUAACAACACGUGAAUGGUUGAUUUCUCGAGAUGAAAUUGAAAUUAUGCGUGAAAAAUUCUUGGGAGAGGGGAGCUACGGGAAGGUUUUUAAAGGCAGAUAUCGUGGAUUUGUCGUUGCAGUCAAAGAACUUAAGUGUUUGUCUACUUUUCGAGAACGUGAUCUGUUUGAACGGGAAAUGGACAUUGCUUCAAGGUGUCGUCAUCCAUGCCUGUUACAGUUCAUCGGCGCAACUCAAGAUGAAAAAACGCCUUUGUUUGUUACAGAGCUAAUGGAAUCAAGCUUGCGAAAAUUGUUAGAGAAACGGCAACUUUCUGAAAAAGAAAUCGCUGUCAUUUCUCUGGACGUAGCUCACGCUCUUAACUACCUUCACCAAAGAAAACCCAAAGCCAUUGUUCAUCGUGACGUCAGUAGUGCUAAUGUGUUGUUGUGGAAACAAAAUGGCGAAUGGCGAGGCAAACUGGGAGAUUAUGGCACUGUUAAAUUUCUACAAGAGAUUAUGACAGUGGCUCCCGGAGCUAUGAUUUAUGGUGCGCCCGAAGUAGGAUGUCCCCAUAAUCAAACCGUCAAGGUUAGUUUCCUUGUUGUAAGUUAACCUGUUGAUCGAAAUACACAAUUUAAUGCCCAGAGUGAGAUCACUCAUUGUUACAAAAUGAAAGACGCUUUUUUGAAUAGCUUAAUCAUAUUUAUUUAUUUUUUCAUUUAUGUUUCUAUAUACUUUCCAAAGGAUGCCGUUCUCCUCUUGAACAAAGCCUAGUUUCCUUGAUACUUGAUUAAUUGGCUACCCUUAAUCAGAGGGUAGCAAAGGGGGGUUCUUGGUCCCGUUUCACGUACAAAUUUUUAGUGCUUGAGCACUAAUCGCUCGAACAUGAGAGUGAAGGGAGAAUAGGGACACUGGACGGUAAUCUAUCUCAUUUCUAGGGUGGUCAAUUCUGGAGACAGGUGAAAUCCGCGCCGCAGUUUUCCUGGUGUGUGCGAACUGUCUUGUAGAGAGACACACGUUGAUGAUAUGUGUGAAAGGACUCAUGUGUAGCCCACCAACGAGUUUGACAUACUUUACGGGGAUUUGAUCAGUUCCAGCUAGUCAAAUCGAAAAGUUUCCUGACCAGAGCUCUUUAAGCACUUCUCCACCAGAUACCCUAUGAAGGUCAAAGGGACGCUGCACAAUAAAUGUUGCAACAACGGGAAGAUAAUACUCUUUCACUGCGUUCAAAAUAAAAGAGAGUUACCUUUAAAUGGCUUUACUUACAUUUAAAGCUUGAACUUGACCUGUUUAGUGUUUACAAGCUACCUGUCAAUUGACCAUUUGCACGAUGGCGUCAUUUUAAAUCCUUUUCGUUUUUCCUUUCAUAUUCUUGUUUGGUAAUCCCAGUGAGGUUUCAAAAACUAAAGCCCUAAUUUGCACAAGAAAGCAAAAUCCUGAAAGAUUCUGGCCGUAGUAGUAAAAUGACGUCAUCGUGCAAAUGGCCUAUUAGUCUGUGAUGUACAAAGGGAACGCAAGAAUAAUCAGAGACAGGAGCUCAUAUCAGAGCGAGCCACUUCUAUGUUAACGUGUCAGAACGUUUUCAUCGAGCAGUCUAUUUUUAGAACGAUUUUGGCUCGAAUCUAGAAUAGGGAAUAGGGAACGUAAGCGUCACUUUUAAAAUGAGUUCGCGGUUUUUCAAACUUUUUCGCGUUUAUUCCAAUUCCCUGAAAAGGUGAAAUGUAGGCGAAUUUCCCUAAGGUUGUUUUCUUGGGGACCCCACUUAAGUUUAGAAAGAGAAAACCCAGCUAAGACAAAAGCAAGGGAGUUUUUUUAUUCGCAAGCAAAGUUUGGAAUAUAGGUUAUUGCUUGUAUGUUGGUUGAGUUUUUUUGUGUAAAUGGUGGCCAAAAAUCGGUGUUUUACGGCACGAAGUUCAGGUGUACCAGGGUCAUGCCAUUUUAUUGUCUUUUUAAGGAGAACUAAAUUUUUCUUUCUUUUAGAUCGAUGUUUAUAGCUUUGGUGUCCUCUUGUGUGAAAUGUGUACAAGGAAAUUGCCAGUUUUAGAAAAUCGAGAAGAACAAGUGAGACUUGUCUCAAACAAGGGGUUUGCUGGGCUGAUACUGUGGUGUGUUGAGGAAGAUCCAAUGAUGAGGCCCAGCAUGGAAGAGGUUAUAAAGAAAGUGGAGGAGAUUAAAGAUGUCGAUUCAGAAUUACAGAACUUUCUAAGCGGUAGACUGGCCAUUUAA